Amoebophrya sp. A120 is the source of this 796-nucleotide messenger RNA. The record is from the annotation of a GenBank genome assembly. NCBI's taxonomy places the organism in Eukaryota, Dinophyceae, Syndiniales, Amoebophryaceae.
AUUACGUUUGCCUCUGUCCGACGCUUGGAAUACUGCACCAGGUCUUGUAGUUCUGGUACUUCUUUUCAACAUUCGUUUUACAGCUACUUACCUCGAAAACAGAUCCUCUGAUCGAGGUGAACAUCAGUCGCUGAAGAUCAGUCGCUAAUCACAGGCACCAAACAAGAUGGCAGCUCCAGCACCUUCGAGUCUUCUUUUGCACGAGCGCACCUCGUCCCUGGGGGCUGCGCGUCGCACUGUGGCUGGUCGUGCUGCGAGUUCACGUGUCAAGCUGGCUUCUACGGUCCUGUCCGGUGUCUUGGCUUGUGAAUUUUUUUUCGGGCUCCACCAUCCGGCCUCCACCAUCGUCGUUUUUGGUUUGCAAGUGAAGGCGGUAAAAACACCAGCGACUUCGGAGAAGUCUCAGGAACACUAUCAGGACCAGUCCUCUUCGCAUGAGAUGUUGUGGAGUUACCGUGGCGCCGGGAACCACUUUCACAUGGACGGGCCCUUUCCGUUGGUCACGCACAAAUUAAAGAGAAAGAACACAACUUCCUCAGGAACUACUACGUCGUCCACGACACCAAACGCAUCUGGAGGUGCUCCAGGCGAGUACGAAUUCUCGCUCUCUUCAGAAGCUAUCUCUAUGUUGCAAAAGUGGCCGGGACCCUUUUACGUGGCCGCCGUGCACGGGACCUUUCGCAGCGGGAAGAGCACGCUGCUGACACUGUUGGCGCGGGAAAUGGCCGGGGCGCACUACUACCAGUCGGGCAGGGGCAGUCCGCGGGCGGGCAGUGGCGGGGGAAGUGGUACGGCA